Messenger RNA from Rhizopus microsporus ATCC 52813, 1072 nucleotides. RefSeq lists its product as uncharacterized. The coding region runs from base 18 to 1052 and encodes 344 amino acids. The transcript has 3 exons. Gene Ontology annotation, cellular component: nucleolus. Gene Ontology annotation, molecular function: RNA binding. The record is from RefSeq and is a predicted model, not a curated record. Gene Ontology annotation, biological process: endonucleolytic cleavage in ITS1 to separate SSU-rRNA from 5.8S rRNA and LSU-rRNA from tricistronic rRNA transcript (SSU-rRNA, 5.8S rRNA, LSU-rRNA); endonucleolytic cleavage in 5'-ETS of tricistronic rRNA transcript (SSU-rRNA, 5.8S rRNA, LSU-rRNA); small-subunit processome assembly. Lineage: Eukaryota; Fungi; Mucoromycota; Mucoromycetes; Mucorales; Rhizopodaceae.
UUUUGAUUCUUUAACCCAUGCCCAGCAACGAAAAAGAGCAAGAUCUUUUUGGAUUUAAUAACGACAGUGAAGAAGAAAACGAUCUUUCUUUGGAUGAAGAACAAGAUUCUAGAUUUUCAAAAACUAAACUUCAAAAGGGAUCCUUGAAUGAUGAAAGCGAUGCCUCUAGCGAUGAAGAAAGUGAGGCUGAGGAUCAACAAGAAGAAUCAGACAAUGAUCAACAAGAGUCAGACAAUGAUCAAGAAGAAUCAGAUAAUGAUCAACAACAAGAAGAAUCUAAUGACGAGGCUGAAAGUGAUGAUCAACAAGAUCAACUAUCAGAUAUGGAAGGAUACGAUGCACCCGAUAAUUUAUCCGAUUUUGGUGUGAUAUCAACAGGAAAGAAUAAAAAGAAGAAAAAGAUCAAGGCACUUACGCCUGAAGAACUGGAGAAAUUUGAAAAGGCUCGAAAGAAGACGGGUGUUUGUUAUUUGUCUCGUAUACCAUUAUUUAUGCCUCCUAGUCGUGUCAGAGAGCUCUUGAAGAAGUAUGCUGACAUUGGCCGCAUUUACUUGGUGCCUGAAGAUCCAAAGAUUACUACCAAGCGUAAAAAGUAUACCAAAAAUAAUAGACGAAACUAUAUUGAAGGAUGGGUAGAAUUUAAGGAUAAAAGAGACGCAAAGGCAGUAGCAGAGCAUUUGAAUAUGAAACAAAUUGGAGGCAAAAGAAAGAGUCGUUAUUAUGCAGAAAUGUGGAAUAUCAAAUACUUGCCCAAGUUUAAAUGGCAUCAUUUGACAGAACAAAUGGCAUAUGAGAAACAGGCACGUCAACAAAGAUUAAGAAAUGAAAUUGCACAGACAAGUCGUGAAAACAAGACAUACAUUCAGAAUGUGGCUAAAGCCAAGAUGCUCGAGAGUAUCAAGGAAAGAAAGAGAAAGAAGGAUGAUAAUACAGAAGGAAACGAAGCCAAGGUUAGACGAAUAUUCGAACAAAGAGAAAAGGUUGAAAGAGAAGUUCAACCUGUGGAUGACAGCGUUAAGGGUCUCUUGGGUACUAUUUUCUCAAAGAAAUAAAAUCUUUAUUGUUAAUACAC